GGGGUGUUCUGGGAAGUGCUGUGAUGUCCUUGCUUGCUUUAACCUGGGAAAGAAUAAGAGAGACUGCCAAGGCUCCCCAGUGACGUCACGACUAGCUCUGUGACGCCGCACCAGAGCGUUCGGCGGAGACCGUGGUCUCCUCUAUGAAGUCAGCAGGCAGGCCCAGAUAUAGGGGAGAGGGUUGGGUCAGGCCGCGGGGCCCGCCGGCUGCAGGCAAAGUCCUUGGGGUCCCGGCGGCGCGCACCUGGUGAGGGAGGGCCGAGGGCCUUGGCGGCUGAGGCGGUGACUUUGGCGUCCGUGAGGGGGGCAGCCCGGGGUCAGGAUGCGGCGAAGCCCCCGCCCGGGCUCUGCCGUGUUCCCGCACAACCACACGCCCAACUUCUACAGCGACAACAGCAACAGCUCUGUGAGCGUCACCUCGGGGGACAGCUGCGGGCACCGGUCAGCAGGGCCGGAGCCCGGGGAGCCCGAGGGCAGAAGAGCCCGGGGCUCUAGCUGCGGUGAGCCCGCCUUGAGCGCUGGAGUGCCCGGAAGAACCACAAGGGCUGGAAGCUCUCGGCUGAAGCCAGCGCCUCGGAGCCACAACGGGCCGACCGCCUGUGGCGGAGCAACCGUGAGAGGCGGGGCCUCGGAACCGGCUGGCUCUCCCGGUGUCCCUGAGGAGCAGCUCGACCAUCUCUCGACUCUGGAUCUGAGGCAGGAGAUACCUCCCCCGCGAGUGUCCAAGAGCUUCCGGAGCCUACUCUUCCAGGUGCUGAGCGUGUUGUUAUCCCUGGUAGGAGGUGUGCUGGUCAGUGUGUACAGGGAGGUCUGUUCCAUCCGCUUCCUGCUCACGGCUGUGUCACUGCUGAGCCUCUUUCUGUCAGCACUCUGGUGGGGGCUCCUGUGCCUGGCCCCUCCUUUGGAGAAUGAACCUAAGGAGAUGCUGACUCUAAGCAAAUACCACGAGCGCGUGCGCUCCCAGGGGCAGCAGCUGCAGCAGCUCCGGGCUGAGCUGGUUAAACUCCACAAGGAGGUGUCCAGCGUUCGCGCAGCCAACAGCGAGAGAGUGGCCAAACUCGUAUUCCAGAGGCUGAGUGAGGACUUUGUGCAGAAACCCGACUAUGCGCUGAGCUCUGUGGGAGCCUCCAUCGACCUAGAGAAGACGUCCCCCGACUACGAGGAUGCGAACACUGCCUACUUCUGGAAUCGCUUCAGCUUCUGGAACUAUGCGCGACCGCCCACGGUUAUCCUGGAGCCAGAUGUGUUCCCUGGGAAUUGCUGGGCUUUUGAGGGCGACCAAGGCCAGGUGGUGAUCCAGUUGCCGGGUCGUGUGCAGCUGAGCGACAUCACUCUGCAGCAUCCACCGCCCAGCGUGGCACACACCCGGGGAGCCAAGAGCGCCCCGCGUGACUUCGCAGUCUAUGGCCUCCAGGUUGAUGACGAGACUGAAGUUUUCUUGGGGAAAUUCACCUUCGAUGUGGAGAAAUCUGAGAUUCAGACUUUCCACCUAGAGAAUGACCCCCCAGCUGCCUUUCCCAAGGUGAAGAUCCAGAUUCUAAGCAACUGGGGCCACCCCCAUUUCACAUGCUUGUAUCGAGUCCGAGCCCAUGGCAUUCAAACCUCAGAGGCGGCAGGGGACAGUGCCACAGGGGGGGCCCAUUAAACAUGAUGAUUGUUGGAGUAGA
Messenger RNA from Balaenoptera musculus (blue whale), 1667 nucleotides. It is a transcript of the gene SPAG4, whose product is annotated as sperm associated antigen 4. Lineage: Eukaryota; Metazoa; Chordata; Mammalia; Artiodactyla; Balaenopteridae. The coding region runs from base 323 to 1645 and encodes 440 amino acids. Gene Ontology annotation, cellular component: nuclear envelope; meiotic nuclear membrane microtubule tethering complex. The transcript has 12 exons. The record is from RefSeq and is a predicted model, not a curated record. Gene Ontology annotation, molecular function: protein-membrane adaptor activity. Gene Ontology annotation, biological process: nuclear envelope organization.